This is a messenger RNA of Rotaria sp. Silwood1, 642 nucleotides long. NCBI's taxonomy places the organism in Eukaryota, Metazoa, Rotifera, Eurotatoria, Philodinida, Philodinidae. The record is from the annotation of a GenBank genome assembly.
UAUUGUUUAAUGAUAUUUAGUAUAUCCUAAGAAUUCCAGUUUGAACGGAUAAAUCCAUUCGAAAGUAUUGAACUUUUUUUCGGUCUUACCAAGAUCUAUUUCAUAUUUCAAGAUGCAUGAGGAUAUUCAUCCUAUUUUUAACUGACAAUCAUAUUUUAUGAGUUUAUUUCAAAUUUAGCUGCACCCUCAUCUAUUCAACCAGUUACCUCAAGUACUACUACAUUAAUGGAUGAAUUAAUGGCAGGUACAAGACGAAACAAUAAAAAAAAUCAUUGUAGUCAUUCAAAUUCAAGAGAAUCUCAAGCUUGUUCAUCAGUUAUUUUUGUACUGAAUAAAAUAUUCAAAUUUAAUUUUUAGACACUUGAUUUAUUAGAAAGAUUUCGUGUAAAAGUUCAUACUGCUAACGAUGAACAAAUUAGUGAACCUUUAAAUGAAACACAAUCAGAACAAAUAGCUGAUAAAGUUCAAACACCAUUUUUAAAACAUACUUUUGUAUCUCAAGAUUUAUUAGAUAAUGUUCAAGAUAUUUAUACGAAUGCUGAAUUAUUAACUGUUUAUGAUCCAAGAAAUCCAAUGACUAAACGACGACGAGAUGAAAGUAGUAUGUUACUUCAUCAAAAAAAACAUAAAGGACGUACAUAA